This is a messenger RNA of Dromiciops gliroides (monito del monte), 2985 nucleotides long. It is a transcript of the gene HEXD, whose product is annotated as hexosaminidase D. Gene Ontology annotation, biological process: carbohydrate metabolic process. NCBI's taxonomy places the organism in Eukaryota, Metazoa, Chordata, Mammalia, Microbiotheria, Microbiotheriidae. The coding region runs from base 314 to 1735 and encodes 473 amino acids. The record is from RefSeq and is a predicted model, not a curated record. Gene Ontology annotation, molecular function: hexosaminidase activity. The transcript is spliced from 13 exons.
CGCCUUUGGCUUACACUCUACCCCGCCAGUGCAGAUCUGCGACCUCUCGGACCCAAUGUACGUCGAGCCCUGCCCACGAGCAGCUGUGGGCGCCCCUCCCUUCUCGCUUCUCGGCUGCCUAGGCUCUCUAUGUGUGUAACCUUCCCGGGCCGCCGCAGAACUCAGGCCCCCAGGACACGAGCGGAAUCACCGAGGUUAAUUGCAGAAGCCAGGUUGGAAACUUCAAGUCAAGAAGGGUCCACACUAGAGAUCUUGACUGUUAAAAAAAAAAAAAGAGAGAGAGAGAGAGAGAAAAGCAUUAAUAAAUGCCGAAAUGUCAGACUCUUCACCAUUCAGAAUGCAGCUAGUACACUUGGACCUUAAAGGAGCUCCCCCCAAGGUCUUGUACCUGGCAGAGAUCUUCCCUCUCUUCCAUGCCCUUGGUGCCAAUGGCAUCCUCAUUGAAUAUGAAGACAUGUUUCCCUAUGAGGGCCCUCUACAGCUUCUGAGAGCCAGGCACGCCUACAGCCCCUCUGAGAUCAAGGAAAUUCUUCAUCUGGCCAAGCUACAUGAGUUAGAGGUUAUUCCCCUGGUGCAAACAUUUGGACACAUGGAAUUUGUUCUGAAGCAUGAGCAGUUUUCCCACCUCCGGGAAGUAGAGCUGUUUCCAAAUGCCUUGAACCCCCACAAGGAAGAAUCCCUGGCAUUAGUGGGUACAAUGAUCAAUCAAGUAAUGGAGCUUCACAGAGGCAUUCGAUGGUUCCACAUAGGAUGUGAUGAGGUAUAUUACCUUGGUGAAGGGGAGAUGUCUAAACAGUGGCUGCAACAGGAACAAAACAGUAUGGUAAAACUGUGUCUGACCCAGAUGAAAGCAGUUGCCAGCCAUGUGCUCAUCCACCACCCCAAUGUGAAGCCCAUUGUAUGGGAUGACAUGCUCAGGGGUAUUAGUGAAGAAUGUCUUACAGAAUCUGGAAUAGCACAGCUGGUGGAGCCAAUGAUCUGGGACUACAUUGAGGAUAUGGAUGUACAUGGAAAGGUUCUCCUCAUGGAUAAGUACAGGAAAUGUGGUUUCCCUAAACUGUGGGUAGCCAGUGCUUUUAAAGGUGCCACAGGGGUGAAUCAGUCUUUGACCAUUAUUGGCCAUCACCUCAAAAAUAACAUCCAGUGGUUGAAAGUGGCAGACAGUGGACCUGCUGAGAUGCUGCAAGGAAUCGUUCUAACUGGUUGGCAAAGGUAUGAUCACUUCUCUGUUCUCUGUGAGCUGCUCCCUGUGGGAAUCCCAUCCCUAGCAGUAUGUCUGCAGGCACUGAAACAUGGAGGUUACACUGACAAUGUUAAAAAAAUAGUGGAGAAGUACCUAGGGAUGCCAAAUUUGGAAAUCAACUGUUUUAUGAGUGAAAGCUCUGGGACAUUCCCUGGCAGUGAUGUCUUUGCCCUGGUCACUCAGGUCAGCUUUCACCUAAGGCGCUCUGUGGAUGAACUGCUAGAAAGGAACAGGUAUGUGACAGGCUGGUUCAGCCCCUUCCACCGCAAGAGGAAGAUGAUUCACCCAGUUAUGAUCCAGCACAUCCAGCCAGAUGCCAUAAGUCUCCUAACCAGGUGGAAUACUAUCAUCCAAGAGCUGCAGGCCGCACUUGAGAGAAUUUUCUACCCAGAUGCAGUAGAGGAAUGGCUGGAAGAAAACACCCAUCCCACCAUGCAGAAGCUACAGCAGCUGUUGCAAGAUCUGCAUGCAGCAAUAGCAGCUCAGUCUUAACACUUUUGCCAUGGAAGUGACCCAUCUUAUGUGGAAGGCUUAGCCACUGCUAACCCAGUGGGGAUUCUUACAUAUGGCUAAGGCCACUCAUUUACCACAUGAAAGUAGUGCUGAGGAGAGGGGAACAGAGUUGAGAGUGUUCCUGUGGGUGUGACUGAAAAAUCUAAUACCAGGACAAAAUCUGAAGAAACACUGAUAUGAAGGCAUGAUACUGGAUCUUGUGUUUAAAACUAUUACCAUGAGAGGAUGAAGCAAAAUUUAUUAUGCCACAAGUGAAUCCAAAAAAUUAGAGGUGGCAAUCAUAAUAAUCUACAAGGCAGCAAUAAAAAGAUAGCAAAAGCAAAAAAGAUAUCCAGGGAAAUUACAUUAUGCUUCAAGGCAUUAUAAAUAAAUAAUGUUAAUACUGAAAUUAUUGCACAAAAAUAGUAUAGCAUUCAAAUACUUGAAGAAAAAAUAAUCGAAUUAUAGGGUAAAAUAGACAAUGUACUAUAAUAGUUAGGGACCUCAAUGUGUCCCUUUCCACUCUAGACAAAUCUAACAAAAAGAUAAACAAGAAAGACCCUGAAAAAAAUUAGAAAAAUCUAGAUGAGAACAGAAAAGAAUAUUUCUCAAUUCUGCAUUUCUCUUUCUGGUAACAGAACACUAGGGUUUGGAGUUGGCUUCUUUGUUUCAGAAGCAAUUAUGUAGCCAAUAGAGUUAAAACUAAGCCUCUGGCAAGCUUGUGGAAGUCUACUGACUCUUUCAGCAACUACCCAAGAAUAUUCAUCAUUUUUUGUUAGGGAGAAAAGGUAGAUUAUUUUUAAAAAGCACAACUGCUGGCCAACUUUUUCAGUGUUAUAAAGGUAGUCACCAAAGUCAAUGAACCAUUCCUUCUGAAUGUGGCUGCGAAAUCACUAAAUAUAUAAGGAUAAGCCAACUCCAAAUCCAACUGGGGAAAGACUGAAAGCAGAAAGGAACUCUGCAGCUCUCAGCAAUCUACACACAAUUUGAGAGUUUCACUGAAUGGCAUGAGAAUGUUUAAAACACCAAUACCUUUUUUGUCAUUUCCAUACAAAAGAAUACCUGGUCAAGUAUAAAUCCUUUUGUGUUUCAGUAGCAAUAAGAUACCAUCUAAUUAACUGAAAAAGAAUACUAAAGAUGGUUAAGAAAGAAUAACUACAGCAAUCAUACAGAAAUGUCAUGAUAUUGUUGAAAAGCAUAAUUCAAAGUCAGUCAAUAAACAUUUAUUAAGCACAUUUAUUAUGCACCAG